AUGAAAUCUGGGAUCAUUCUUCUUCUUCUUCUGUUGUUUUUCUUCUUUAUUGCGGUUGUUGAAUCCAAGACUUCUGUUGAAGGUGCUACAAAGGAAGGAGGCAGAACCCCUAGCAUAUGGGACACCUUCGUUCAACAGCCAAAUAAGAUAAAGAACGCUAGUACUGGAGAUAUUGCUGAUGAUUCAUACCACCACUACAAGGAGGAUGUGAAGUUAUUGAAGGACAUAGGAUUCAACGCAUACAGAUUCUCCAUCUCCUGGAACAGAAUACUACCUGGGGGAAACCUAAAGGGAGGAGUAAACAAGGAAGGCAUUGCAUAUUACAAUGACCUUAUCAAUGAAAUUAAAUCAAAUGGUUUGGAGCCCCUUGCAACUCUAUUCCAUUGGGAUGUUCCUCAAUCCCUUGAAGAUGAAUAUGGUGGAUUUCUAAGCCCUAAGAUCGUGAAUGAUUUCAAGGAGUAUGCAGAAGUGUGCUUCAAAGAAUUUGGGGAGAAAGUGAAGAUGUGGGCAACCAUAAAUGAGCCACUCACAUUCAGCACACAAGGGUAUGAACAUGGCAUAUUUGCACCUGGAAGAUGCUCCAGUUGGCUUCCCCCUAAAUGCACUGCUGGCAAUUCCAGCACUGAGCCCUACAUUGUCUCCCACCAUCUCCUCCUUGCUCAUGCCGCAGCGGCCUCCCUCUACAAACAAAAGUACCAGGGUUCACAAAAGGGAAAGAUUGGAAUAGUGCUGAACAGUGGAUGGCAAGUUCCAAUAUCAGAUUCUAAGGCAGACAAAGAUGCAGCAUCAAGGGCCCUUGCUUUCACAUAUGACUGGUAUUUGGAGCCUCUGAAGUCAGGAUCAUACCCAGAAGAAAUGGUGAAGAGAGUUGGGGAGAGAUUGCCAAAAUUUUCAGGGGAAGAAUCAAAAAUGGUGAAAGGGUCAUACGAUUACGUUGGAUUGAACUAUUACAGUUCUAGUUAUGCUGCUGACACUCCUUGCUCCAAUGUUAAUCACACUGCUUUCUCUGAUGCCUGUGCUUCUGUCACAAGUGAGAAAAAUGGAGUCCCCAUCGGUCCAGUGGCAGCUUCAAGUUGGCUAUACAUAUAUCCUGAAGGACUUCAUGAGCUUCUGGUCUAUACCAAGGAAAAGCUUAACAAUCCGGUGAUUUAUAUAACAGAGAAUGGAGUUGAUGAAGCUAACACAGGUAAGGUAGAUCUUGAUGACCACAUGAGAAUAAAUUAUAUCAAGAGUCAUCUUGCUCAAGUUCACAGAGCCAUAAAGGAUGGGGUAAACGUGAAGGGAUAUUUUGAAUGGGCAUUAUUGGACAACUUUGAAUGGUCGGAUGGAUACAGUGUUCGUUUCGGAAUGGUUCAUGUUGACUUUGAAGAUGAAUCCCGCAAAAGGACCCCCAAGAAGUCUGCUCACUGGUUCAAAAAAUUCCUUCACAACCAUCCACAUGACAAACACUAAAUUAAUUUAUAAAUAUGAAUACACACACCAUAAUCUUAUAUUUAUAUUUAUAUAUGUGUAUAUAUGUGCAAAA
Messenger RNA from Prosopis cineraria, 1525 nucleotides. Its product is annotated as beta-glucosidase 13-like. The record is from RefSeq and is a predicted model, not a curated record. The transcript has 13 exons. Lineage: Eukaryota; Viridiplantae; Streptophyta; Magnoliopsida; Fabales; Fabaceae. Bases 1 to 1452 code for a protein of 483 amino acids. Gene Ontology annotation, molecular function: beta-glucosidase activity. Gene Ontology annotation, biological process: carbohydrate metabolic process.